AUGACCUGCGGCUUGAGCUCCAUGGGCUGUGGGUUCGGCCCUAGAGCCUUCAGCUGCGCCUCAGCCUGUGGGCCCCGGCCAGGCCGCUGCUGCAUCACCUCUGCUCCCUACCGCGGCAUCUCCUGCUACAGAGGCAUCACCGGGGGCUUCGGAAGCCGCAGCGUCUGCGGGGGCUUCCGUGCUGGAUCCUGCGGCAGCAGCUUUGGAUACCGCUCCGGGGGUGUGUGUGGACCCAGCCCCCCUUGCAUCACCACCGUGUCUGUCAAUGAGAGCCUCUUGACGCCCCUCAACCUGGAGAUCGACCCCAAUGCCCAGUGCGUGAAGCAGGAGGAGAAGGAGCAGAUCAAAUGUCUCAACAGCAGGUUUGCUGCCUUCAUCGAUAAGGUUCGCUUCCUAGAGCAGCAGAACAAACUGCUGGAGACCAAGUGGCAGUUCUACCAGAACCGUGAGUGCUGCGAGAGCAACCUGGAACCCUUAUUCACCGGCUACUUCGAGACCCUCAGGCGGGAAGCCGAGUGUGUGGAGGCCGACAGUGGAAGGCUGGCCUCAGAGCUCAACCAUGUGCAGGAGGUGCUAGAAGGCUACAAGAAGAAGUAUGAAGAAGAAGUCACACUUAGGGCUACAGCAGAGAAUGAAUUUGUGGCUCUGAAAAAAGACGUGGACUGUGCCUACCUGCGCAAGUCAGACCUGGAGGCCAAUGCGGAGGCUCUGACCCAGGAGAUUGACUUCCUGAGGCGCCUGUAUGAGGAGGAGAUCCGGGUGCUCCACGCCCACAUCUCAGACACCUCAGUCAUUGUCAAGAUGGACAACAGCCGGGACCUCAACAUGGACUGCAUCAUUGCUGAGAUCAAGGCUCAGUACGACGACAUUGCCAGCCGCAGCAGGGCUGAGGCCGAGAGCUGGUACCGCACCAAGUGUGAGGAGAUGAAGGCCACAGUCAUCAGGCAUGGGGAGACCCUGCGUCGCACCAAGGAGGAGAUCAAUGAGCUGAACCGCAUGAUCCAGAGGCUCACAGCUGAAGUGGAGAAUGCCAAGUGCCAGAAUACCAAACUGGAGGCUGCAGUGACCCAGUCUGAGCAGCAGGGUGAGGCGGCCCUCAGCGAUGCCCGUUGCAAGCUGGCCGGCCUAGAGGAGGCCCUGCAGAAAGCCAAGCAGGACAUGGCCUGUCUACUCAAGGAGUACCAGGAGGUGAUGAACUCCAAGCUGGGUCUGGACAUUGAGAUUGCCACCUACCGGCGCCUGCUGGAGGGCGAGGAGCAGAGGCUCUGUGAAGGUGUUGGAUCAGUGAAUGUCUGUGUGAGCAGCUCCCGGGGUGGGGUUGUCUGCGGGGACCUCUGCAUGUCCGGCUCAAGGCCAGUGACUGGCGGCGCCUGCUGCGCCCCCUGUAGUGGCAACCUGGCGGUGAGCACAGGCAUGUGCGCACCCUGUGGCCAGCUCAACACAUCCUGCGGAGGGGGCUCCUGUGGCAUGGGUAGGUGUUAA
Suncus etruscus (white-toothed pygmy shrew) is the source of this 1482-nucleotide messenger RNA. Its product is annotated as keratin, type II microfibrillar, component 7C. Gene Ontology annotation, cellular component: keratin filament. NCBI's taxonomy places the organism in Eukaryota, Metazoa, Chordata, Mammalia, Eulipotyphla, Soricidae. Gene Ontology annotation, biological process: keratinization; intermediate filament organization. The transcript is spliced from 9 exons. The coding region runs from base 1 to 1482 and encodes 493 amino acids. Gene Ontology annotation, molecular function: structural constituent of skin epidermis. The record is from RefSeq and is a predicted model, not a curated record.